AUGGCGGCGGCGAGACAAUUACGCACUCUCCAAUCUCAGCCGGAAAACAAGGUAUGCGUCGACUGCGCUCAGAAGAAUCCGCAAUGGGCGUCGGUUUCUUACGGCAUCUUCAUGUGCUUGGAGUGCUCCGGGAAGCACCGAGGAUUAGGCGUUCACAUCUCCUUCGUCAGAUCCGUCACCAUGGAUUCAUGGUCGGAGAUCCAGAUCAAGAAGAUGGAAGCAGGCGGAAACGAGCGGCUCAACAAAUUCCUCGCGCAAUACGGAAUCCCCAAGGAGACUGACAUCAUUUCCAAGUACAAUUCCAACGGUGCAACUGUGUACCGUGACCGGAUCCAGGCUUUAGCCGAAGGUAGGCCGUGGACGGAUCCGCCAGUCGUCAAGGAAUCGAUUAACGGAGGAGGAAGAGGUGCGGGGAUGAAUAAUAAGAAGCCUCCGUUGGCUCAGGGAGGUUACGGAAACAACAACGGAGGAGGAUGGGAUAGUUGGGAUAACGAUGAUUCCUACAGAUCUUCAACGGAUAUGAGACGGAAUCAAUCGGCGAAUGAUUUCAGGGCGUCGGGAGCCCGUCCCGGCGCCGGAGGAGGUGCACAUGUGAAGUCGAAGUCGUCGGAGGAUAUCUACACGCGAUCGCAGCUAGAGGCUUCCGCUGCUGGGAAGGAGAGUUUCUUUGCGAGAAGAAUGGCGGAGAAUGAGUCUAAGCCUGAGGGACUUCCUCCGUCGCAAGGAGGCAAGUACGUCGGGUUCGGAUCAAGCGCAGCUCCACCACCGAGAAACAAUCAACAGGAUGAUGUUCUCUCUGUUGCCUUACAGGGAUUUGGAAGAUUGUCUAUGGUUGCUGCAUCUGCAGCUCAGUCAGCUGCAAGUGUUGUUCAGACGGGUACCAAAGAGUUCACAUCCAAGGUGAAGGAAGGUGGGUAUGAUCAUAAGGUGAGUGAAACUGUAAAUGUAGUAGCGAAUAAGACAACAGAGUUAGGUCACAGGGGAUGGGGAUUCAUGAAAGGAGUGAUGGCAAUUGCGACACAGAAGGUCGAAGAGUAUACUAAAGAAGGGUCAACAAGCUGGAAUCAACAACAAAGUGAAAAUGAGAGCAAUGGUUACUACCAGAACUUUAAUGGGAACAAAGCAGCGAAUUCCUCUCUUGGAGGAGGAGGAGGAGUGUCACAGUCAUCGUCAAAUGCUCAUUACAACACCUCUCAGAAGUCAAGUUCUUGGGACGAUUGGGGAGAGAAUGAGAAUACGAAGAAGGAAGCAGCAGCAGCUCCAAAGGGGUCAUCUGCUUCUAACGAUGAUGAUGGCUGGACUGGUUGGGAUGAUGCCAAAGAUGAUGUUGUUUACCAAAGUGCAGGCGAUAAGAAACCUGUUGGUCACAACGGGAAAUCAGACACCGCUUGGACCGGUGGAGGUUUUCUCUAA
Microthlaspi erraticum is the source of this 1413-nucleotide messenger RNA. The record is from the annotation of a GenBank genome assembly. NCBI's taxonomy places the organism in Eukaryota, Viridiplantae, Streptophyta, Magnoliopsida, Brassicales, Brassicaceae.